Messenger RNA from Panicum virgatum (switchgrass), 1707 nucleotides. RefSeq names its product anthocyanidin 3-O-glucoside 6''-O-acyltransferase-like. Lineage: Eukaryota; Viridiplantae; Streptophyta; Magnoliopsida; Poales; Poaceae. The record is from RefSeq and is a predicted model, not a curated record. The transcript has 3 exons. Bases 185 to 1618 code for a protein of 477 amino acids.
AGAGUAUAGUACAAUAAUUCGAUAAAAAUGUCGAUGGCUAGUCACCUACACGGCUACACGCCCUAGAAACGUCAGCUACGCCGGAGUGCUGCGCCGUCGCCGAGCUGGCUUAAAGCUUACUGUUUCCUGCACAGAUCGUCAGCCAAGCCGGUGAGAACCCAAGAUCGUCGACCGUCUACGCGCCAUGGGUCCACGGCUGCGAAUCCUCGGAGUCACCCACGUCCUGCCGGACCGGGACCGAGCCGCCGCCUACUCGCCGCGGCCACUCCCCGACGACGGCCUCGUCGAGCUCUCGUUCAUGGACGCCCAGUUCGUCGACCGGGCGAUGCCGAUGCGGCGCCUCUUCUUCUACGAGGGCCCCGGCGUCCCGCCCUUCCCGCGCCUCGCCCGCGCCCUGCGGUGCUCCCUCGCCGCCGCGCUCGCCGUCUUCCCUCCCCUGUCGGGGAAGCUCGUCCACCGCCCGUCGGCCGGCGACGUCGUCGUGGACUGCUCGCCGGCCGCGGCGUCCUCCCCGGGCGUCAGGUUCGUCGAGGCCGAGUACGACGGCGGCAUCGGCGACAUGCGGCGGGUUGCCGGCGGCAGCGACGAGGGAGACAGGGAGGCGUUGGUGGAGCUCGGGCCCGAGCUCGACGCGAGCGAGCUGCCGGCGCCCGUGCUCGCCGUGCAGGUGACGAGGCCGGCCGUCGGCGGCGACGGGAGCGCGGUGGUUGUCGGGGUGGCCGUCCACCACGCCGUGGCCGACGGCCACUCCGUGUGGCAGUUCAUGAAGGUGUGGGCUGCCCUGUCGCGGAUGGAGGUCUCGCAGCAGUCGGAGACCGUGGCGGACCUCGUCGCACCGCCGUCGUUUGACCGGACGCCGUUGCGGUACCCCGAAGCCGAGGAGCUUGCCGGAAAGAUCCUGAGCCUGAUCGCGCCGGCGCUGCCUGUGAUCAGGUCGCCGUCUUCGUGCCCCCCACCGCCGGACCGCUGGAGGAGAACCUUUCUGAUCCACGCCGACGAGAUCCAGUCGGUGAAGCAGCACAUACGGGCACAUAGCCAGACCACGGGCGAGCAGCCGGGCACGCUCCCAAGCACCUACCUCGCGGUGUCGUCCCUGGUGUGGACGUCCGUCGCGCGCGCCAAGUCCCGGGACCUCGCCGGCGGCGACGCCUACUUCCUGGUGGCCGCGGACUACCGCCGCCGCCUGGGCCCUCCCAUCGACGAGCGCUACUUCGGGGACUGCGUCGUGCCGUGCGUUGCCAGGGCCGCCGCGCGGGACCUGCGAGACGGCGGCGGCGACGGGCUGGCGCGCGCGGCCGCGGCCAUCCGCGACGCCAUCCGCGCGCAGCCGGAGUGCCCGGUGCGCGCCAUGGAGGCCUGGCUCGAGGCCCUGCGCACGGUCCCGAGGGAGAGGUUCACCUUCACGGGGUCGUCGAACCGGUUCAUGGCGUACGAGACGGACUUCGGGUGGGGCGCGCCGUCCCGGGUGGAGCUCGUGUCUCUGUUCGCCACCGAGCUGGUGCUGCUGCUCGGUGCCGAGGGCGGCGGCGUGCAGGUCACCGCGACGCUCUGCCCGGAGCACAUGGAGGCGUUCGCGUCCAACCUCCUGCGGUUUGCAUCAGGAGGGAACGAGGAAUAGUUGAGCUUGAGUCCGGCAAAGCAACACCACCGGUAGCUGCUAUAUCGAAUUCUCAGAACGCAAAAUAAAGAAGAUCGUUUUUAUUCUAA